AUGUUCUGUUUCUGCCUGCAGAGUUCCCUGCUGAAGCUCCAGAGGCCGGAGGUGGAGGGGGGGUCCUCCCGGGGUCCGUCCCCGGAGGAGAGCCCCUCUGCCCGGGGCAGCAAGGCGCAGAGGAGCCCCCCCGCGGAGCUCCGGGGGAAGGAGGAGAAGACCCGGGUCCUGUGUCACGGUGCCCCCCCCGAGGACAGCAGACAGACAGAGCAGCUCCUGGUCCUGGGCAAAACCCCCCAGUCCCCCCGACUCCAGCCCAGCCAGCAGCCCCUGACCCCAGAUGAAGCGCUGCCCCCUCGUGCUCACCACUCACCCUACUCCCCCCGGAGGAGCAGCCCCAGAUGUGAGGGGGUUGGAGGAGGUGGGGGAGGAGGUGGGGGAGGAGGUGGGGGAGGAGAAGGCGAGGCUCUGCUCCAGCUGCUGGCGGGGGGGCCCAGCCCCCUCCCCUCCCCACGAUGCCUGAGCAGCCUGAGGUUCAACUGUGACCCGGACACGCCUCCGUCCCCGCCCUGCAGCCAGCAGUACCGACUGUCUCGAGGUCGGGGGGACAGGACGGAGGCAUUGGAGGACGACUGCCCCCCCUCCAUCCCCUUCCUCACCAGACAGAUUCAGACGCUGAAGAAGAAAGUUCGCAAAUUUGAGGAUCAGUUUGAGCAGGAGAUGAACUACAAGCCGUCACACAACGAUAAAUAUUCAAACCCAGAGAUGAUCCGGGUGAUGAGCGAGCUGGCCAAAGCUCGGAAGCUGCUCAAAGAGCUCAGACUCAGACAGUCGGUGUUUGAGUCAACGGAGCAGGAUGGAGCAGAGAACACCUGCAGGUACAGCUCCGGGCAGCAGGGGGCGACAGAGCACAAACCAACCCUGGAGGAAACAGUAGAGUCUCUGUUCAGACGUCUGAGAGAGAAGAGACGAGAUCUCGGUCUCCCCGACAACAUGAAGGAGAUGACUCAGGCUCAGAUGGUGUUGGAGAAGAUCACGCUGCAGAAAUGUCUUCUGUACUUUGAGAGUCUUCAUGGUCGACCAGGAACCAAACAGGAGAAGAACCUGGUGAAGCCUCUGUACGACAGAUACCAGAUGAUCAAACGUUUACUGUGCGCCAGCCCCAUCACCACCAUCGAGGAAGAGGACGGAUCUGAUGAAGACUCCAUGAGUUCGGUGACGGUGGUGGAGCGUCCUGUGCUCCUUCCUCUCAGAGCGGCCCGACCUCCAGCCGGCGAGGAGGACAGCGACCGGGACAGCGACCCGGCCUUCGUGUCCCCGAUAGACGAAGUGAAAGCCGUCCGUCAACAAGCGGCGGUCACCACGGCCAACCUGCACGAAGCCUCAAGGUCUCAGCUGCUUCACAGUCUGCGGGAGACGAGAGCCGAGAAGAAGACGAGGCGUAAAGCUCUGCGAGUGUUCGAGGACCAGUUCUACCGUCAGACCGGGAGAAUCUGCCAGAAAGAGGAUCGCAGCCCGAUGAAAGAAGAAUACCAGGAGUACAAACAGCUGAAGGCUAAACUGCGGCUGCUGGAAGUUCUGCUCAGCAAACAGGACGUCACCAAACCCAUGUGAGAGAGGACGGAAGCUGCCAUCGAUCAAACUCUGUUCGCUACGAUCAGAUCCUGACAGCUGAACGUUCUGGGAUGUCUGGAGCUCGGUUCGUCUUCCUCCAGCAACCGACUCCCAGCUGCCUCCUCUUCACACUGAGCAUUUCCAAAAAGUGUAAAUAUUGGAGCAGAGUUUUGUGGACCAGUCGUCUCUGUUGAGUCUGUACCAGUGAGAACCAGCGUCCUACAGGAUCGGUUCACAGGAAUUAUUGUGAAACUGACUUUAUUCCAUUCAGUAACUGAAAUGUAUUUUCCAUGUGAUUUUCGCCUUUGAUUUUAAGGACAAAACAUAUUUAUACGAGACUAAAUGAGUGUGUCAGACUGGAACCACUUUAAGGAGAAUACUUCAUGAGGAAGGUAGAAGAAGGACAGAACAAAGAAGAAGAAGAAGAAGAAGAUGGUGGGGCUGAUGCAGUGAUAGCGGUAAUAAACUGAACCGCCAGGUAGCGAGCUGGUUAAAGCCACAGCAGCAGGAGGUCGCUGGAGGGAUCGA
This is a messenger RNA of Limanda limanda (common dab), 2082 nucleotides long. Its product is annotated as protein FAM13A-like. The transcript is spliced from 11 exons. The record is from RefSeq and is a predicted model, not a curated record. The coding region runs from base 1 to 1554 and encodes 517 amino acids. NCBI's taxonomy places the organism in Eukaryota, Metazoa, Chordata, Actinopteri, Pleuronectiformes, Pleuronectidae.